GGACGUUGCAAUGUUUUUAACGAAACGGGCAUUGGCAGCAGCAUUGCUGGGACUUUUAUUUGCCUUGUUGGAAAAUCAAAUCGUUCAAACUGAUCAAAUCCAAAUAUUUCCGGAAGGGGAAAAGGACCAAUACGGGAUUGGGCAACACAUCAUUCAAGCCGGCUCAACCCUACUACUCACUUGCGUCGAAGAAUUGCACCUUUCAAAAAAUAAAAUAAGAUGGAUCAUUCCCCGAAUCACCCAAAGAAAAGAAAGAUCGGCCAAACGAGUGAAAAUAACAACUUUUAGGAAUGAAACGGACCUGAUUUCGACGAUGACGUUGACAAAUGCCACACCCAUCGACACGGGAUUCUACAACUGUCAAAGGAAAGGGGCGGCAAAUCGCUACGUUUACGUUUUCAGUCACGAAAAACUUGUUUUUAUGGACAUACAACAUAAUAACUUGACCGUCCCCAAAGAAAGGGAAUCUAUCCGGAUUCCUUUGAAAACGACACAUCCCAACGUCAGCAUUUCAGUUUUUCGACAAACCAAUGAAUUAGGAGUCGAAUUCCAACAGGAAUUUGUCAAGAUAUUCGAUUCGUCGUCACUUGACAAUACAAGAUUUUCAUUCGACUCUAAAUGGGGACUGGAGUUAAGGAGUCCACAGGUUUUCGACUCGGCAUAUUAUUAUUUUGUCGGCCAUUUGCCCAGCUGGAAUGGGAAAAAACGCGUCAAUAUUAUUAAGUAUGACGAUGACACUGAAGAAUUUCGGAGCUGGUUGUUGCCACUGGAUGCAAUCAACGAAACCGACAUAACGCGCUUGCCUGUAAUUGUCCAAGGAAUAGAACUGGAAAGAACGGGAGCACCUGCCGACCCAGUGGAAGGAUCCGACGUUACAUUAAUUUGCAGCACUGCCUACGAUGCCAUGUCUAAUCGCCCGAUGUGGUUCUAUCAUGUCAAUGAUAAUUAUUCCCUAUUCCACUACCCAGAGGAAAGUAACAGCACGAAUAACUUGAUGAAGUUUUCAGAGAAAGAAGAAUCGGAAACUUUGUUCCAGCAACGGAAAAAUGAUAUUCAAAUAAAGACGGAAAGCAAAUUUCAUUUCUUCUCCAAAAGUCAAUUACAUCUGCAUAACGUAACCCUAAAUACUCCCUACACGAAAUUCAAAUGCAAAAUCAGCAAUGAACGAUUGUUUAAAGAUGAAGACAUUUCUUUUGCUGUUAAAGAAAUAAACAACGACCCAGAGAAUAAUAUUAUUACCCUAGAAAAAGAGGUCGCACAGAAUUUGAGUUGCAACCGAUUGUCGCAACAUGUUCCUGUUCAAUGGCUCAAGGUGAAACUUUCCUAAUUACUAAAAAUUGCCAAUUUUAUUGA
Messenger RNA from Daphnia pulicaria, 1353 nucleotides. RefSeq lists its product as uncharacterized. The transcript is spliced from 7 exons. Bases 11 to 1327 code for a protein of 438 amino acids. NCBI's taxonomy places the organism in Eukaryota, Metazoa, Arthropoda, Branchiopoda, Diplostraca, Daphniidae. The record is from RefSeq and is a predicted model, not a curated record.